Pocillopora meandrina is the source of this 1226-nucleotide messenger RNA. The record is from the annotation of a GenBank genome assembly. NCBI's taxonomy places the organism in Eukaryota, Metazoa, Cnidaria, Anthozoa, Scleractinia, Pocilloporidae.
AUGGAAAAUGCCUUAUGGCAUCAGUGCUACUGACUCUAGAUCGUUACUACCAAAAAGGCAAAGUUAGCAGCCAUGUAAAGCUUUUUUGGCCUUGUUAGGCCUGAUAAAUAAGGCGUUGCUAACAUAAGGGGCUUGGGUAGCUUAUGAAAAAUGUUUUGAAUUACAUAUAUGGUACAUUUGCAGAAAGAAAUAGAGGUGUGGAGGCCCCAUAGUCUGCGUGUUGGAGUCUGAGUCGAGAGAUUCCUAUGCAACCCUCGGGCAUAAUUUUCAAAGUUCUACUAACUUCAGAAGCACAAAUAUAACAUUUACAAAUUAAAUUAUACGUAAUGAUGAUGCGAGUCUUCGUCCAGACAGUAGUGUGUUAUUUUUCUUUCCUUUGCGUUUUUACUCUUUGCAUUUCAAAUUUGUCAAAAUCUCUAUCUCGAAAGAAUCAUGGCAAACAAAAUCCGUCUGGCUUGUUAACUUCCCGGGUUUUUCGAGAAACGGGCUCCUGGUCUUGUUCAUAGGAAGGGGUUUUUUUCACAACGCCUAGGCCUCUCUCUACACAGGAUUACAAAUGAGUACCGCUGAACAGUGAGCCUGAAACGAAUCGUCUCUCAGCUAACUGUUGUAUUUCAAAUAUCUAUAUCAAUCAUUUACAACAUGGAGUCCUUGCUUUGGGAGUCAAAGAUCCGAUUGCAUUUGUAACUCAUCCGCGUUUUGCCACUCUGCAGGAUUUUCUAAAAAGUUUUUUUUAAACAAAACAAUCAGCAAUUAUUCAUUUUAAAAACUUCUGUUACAGAAACACGCCGACGACUCUGCUCAAAAUUCAGCUCCACUACCUAGCUGAUCAGUGCAGCCAGCAAAUUCAUCAGCAGAUCGCCAGCAACUUUAUCGCACUUUACACCACUUAUUUGAGACCAGAUAAUGACUGCGAUUCACUUGGGCUAUGCACAUUCGAAAAUGUCGAGGUGGAAUGUGGAGACCAGACAGGAACACUUCGAAAAAGAGACUUAGGAAGUAAUCAGCUCUCAUCAAGAAUUUCACUUUCCAUUAGUUUUGAUUUAAAAGUUCCACUGCCCGAGAACACGACUGCAGCUGAUCUUAAUCAGACAACUGAAGAAAUUUCCAGUAACCUAUUAUUAAAGUUUAACAGAGCAGAUGUGAAUCUAAAAUAUCAGUGGGAUUUCCUUAGUUUUCGAUGCUUCAAAACCACCUCAAGUCCGCUUCGUGCGCCUUUUAUGUGA